Molecule: messenger RNA, 1622 nt
Organism: Drosophila virilis
Lineage: Eukaryota; Metazoa; Arthropoda; Insecta; Diptera; Drosophilidae
Gene: fs(1)K10
Product: female sterile (1) K10
Source: RefSeq, a predicted model, not a curated record
UUGCUCAUCCCUACGAAAUAUACAACUACAAUUGAACUAGCAAUAUUUAAGCGUGUGAUAGAAAUUUCAUAUAUAUUUUUUUCUACUCUGACAGUGCGUCAGGGCGAAAACUGCAACACGCCAAGUUGGCAACAAACCAAAUUGCUUUCCAAAUGGCAGCCAAAGGUAAUCAUUUCCAACAUAACCGGGUUAUGCAGCAGCAACAGCGCUCAAAUGUACGUGCCGCAAUUGCACCGUAUCGUAAGCCGCCCUACCGGCCGCAGGCCCUGACACAGAAUCAUAUGAUGUACUCAUCCUGCCAGAUGCCCAGCGAUCCGCUCUAUAUCGACUUUAAUACACCGGCGCCAGCACCACCCACCAAAUCCGCGCCGCCAACACAAUCCGCAUUAGCCGGCAAUGCCGGCUCUGGUUCUGGCCAUGUAGAUGGCGGCAAAAAGAAACAUAUAAAAGGUAAACAGCUUAAAGGCAAACAGUCACAGCAGCAGCAGCAGCAACAACAACAACAGCAGCAUCAACAUCAUCAUCCGCACAAUUCGCACUACGCGUCACAGAUGCAGCAACAAGGUGGAGGCGGUGGGGGCGACAAUAGCUGGCAAUCGCAUCCGCACCCGCAUCCCAAGCAACGUUUCCAGGCGCCCAAUGUCAAUCGCUUCAAUGGACCACAGCGUAACGGAUACAACAGAGUACAAAUGAUGGGAGGCCCUGUUAAUCGUAACGUCGGUCGUCACAUGAUGGGUCCAAUGGGUCCAGGCGGCGGACCGAUGGGACCACGUGGUGGUCCAUGUCCCAUGGCGCCAUAUCCGCCGAUGCCUUAUCAAGCGCCGAUGCCGCCGAUGCGCUGUCCAAUGCCACCGAUGGGCGGUCCACCGCCGCCGCCCCCACCGGCAUUUAUGCGUCGCAACGGACGCGGCGGUCCGCCAAUGCCGCCGCCAAUGAUGGGUCCACACAUGAUGGGAGCACGCAUGCCACCGCGCGGCAUGCCGCCCGUGCCUAUACCGUACAACAUGGGCCACAUGAACGGCAAUCUGAAUGGUGGCAAAAUCAAGAAGCCAAAUCCGAAACUGAUCAAGCAGGUGGUCAAGGGCAAGAGCAGCAUCAAGACGCUCAAAAAUCUGGUCAAUCAGUAUCCCAUUGACAAGCCGUGGGUCAAUGAUGAAAUACGCGCCGUGCACAACGCCAAGCUGGACAUCGAGAAUCGCCUCAAGGGCAACAAAGAUGACAAACUGUUCGCCCAGUUCAAGGUGCAGCGCGACAAAUUUGUUUCACUGUACGAAACGGCGCGCGUUACGUAUCUAAAACAGGAGGCCGCCACGGUGAUGGCCAAGGAUGCCAAAGACAAAGACAAAAAUGCAAAUUCAAAUCAGAACGCCGCCGCUAAGGUCGGAGUAACAAAAGAUGCCACAAGUCCAAACAAAGACCAAAACCAAAAUCAAAAUCAAAAACAAAAACAAAAUCAAAGCGAAUUAAAUGCAAUAGAGCAAGAGCCGGGCAAGCAGGCGGCUGACAACUAAAAAACAAAAAACAAAAAAAAAAUUAAAAUAUCAAUUAACUAAUUUAUUAUAAUUAACUUUCCCAUUUGCCUUGAAAAGCAGCUCAAGACCCUUUCCAAAAAAAAAAAAAAA